Protopolystoma xenopodis is the source of this 651-nucleotide messenger RNA. The record is from the annotation of a GenBank genome assembly. NCBI's taxonomy places the organism in Eukaryota, Metazoa, Platyhelminthes, Monogenea, Polystomatidea, Polystomatidae.
AUGUUUGAAGUGAUCACUUCCGAGGCCUCUUACUACAACAGCCUCAACGUUCUGGUGCAGCACUUCUACCGCUCGCCUGAGUUUGACUGCGAGACCGCAGCACUUCAAUUCGCCAAGCCGUUGCAAAUCACCCCAUCCGUCAGUUCGAUGGCUGUCUCUAGUACCAACGGCUCUGCUGCGACUAAACAGCCUCUUCCAGUCGCCGAGGCGCCAAUUUGUCUGACCGAUGGAGGUGGUGGUGGCUCAGUCAGAUGCUCCUCGUCGUUUUCGUCGCCACAGGUCUCCAACGUCGAGGCUGGCGACUCUCUCUCGGGAGGACUUACGACCUGUUCUGAUUCGCCGAGGCGAAAUCUGUCCGGAACAACCUUGGGUCCCGAGGUUGUUGUCUGUUCAGCCGACGAGACGUCUUCUGUAACCAGCUCAGAUGGUCUAACGACAAGCCCAACUCCUGCGGGCUUGGGAACAGAUUCAACCGCUGGGGGCACCGGAGGUGAGACUGAGGCUCCAUCGCAGCCUGGCCUGCCCUCGAGCUCGCUGCCAACUGGCCCACAAGUCGGACAAACUACGGGUCGAGUCGGCUGUCUACGACCGCUUGAAAAGCAUCACCUCUUCUCAAAUGUCCUGCUGAUCUGUUUGUCGAGCGAAGCGUGA